UUUGAAAGAGUAUGAGAUGCGGGGCGGGGCUGGCCUGGCCCCACAUGGCCGCCAGCCCCGCCGCCACCAUGGCUCCGAAGCUCGAGGAGAUACUCAACAAGCUCCUGGUGGCAGACAACGCUGUCAUUCAAGAAGGAACAAAGGAACUGGGAGAUGUGUUGAAGACGCCUGGUGUUGUUGGGGAGUUGUGUCAGGUGAUGGGCACGUCCACUGCCCCACAAGUCAGACAGUAUGCAGCAGUCAUUCUUCGGAAGCGGCUUGGCAAGAGCAGACACUGGGUGAAGUUAGAGGCUGACGUUAAGAAUGGAAUCAAAGAAGGAGUGCUGCAAGCCUUGAUGAGGGAACCUGAGAGCAGUGUGCGAAAUGCCAUCGCUCAGUUUGUUGGUGUCAUUGCCCGCCAUGAACUUAGUUCAGGAAACUGGCCUGCACUUUUGCAGUUUAUAGAACAAAUGAUUCAGUCCCAGAAUACUCAGGAAAGACAGCUUGGUGUGUACGUGGUGAGUGUUGUGAGCAGUGUAGCUGGGGACCAGCUGCUGCCUCACCUGCGUCACCUACUACUCCUGUUUUCAGCUACCCUAGAGGACACAACAUCCCCUGCUGCUUUCCAUACGAUCCAGGCUCUUACCAACUUUGCUCCUCUCGUUGGGCAAGAUAAUAUGAGUGAGUUCCAGGCACUGCUUCCCAAGGUACUGGUGGCCAUCAAGGCAAUGUUAAGUCAGGAGGAGGACCAGGCAGCUGAAUCCAUGGAGCUGUUUGAUGUCUUGGCAGAGUGUGAGGUUGCCCUACUGGUGCCUCAUCUGCGACCAGUCAUUCAACUGUGCCUGGAUAUUAGCGGAGACAAGAAUCUGGGAGAGAGUGUGAGAGUAAAGACCAUCACCUUCCUCGGUUACAUCACGAGACUCAAGAAAAAGUAUAUACUGAAGAACAAGCUGGUGGCACCUCUGGUAACUGUCAUGUUUGGUGUGGCAUGCAGUGAGAGUGAAGAUGAUUCAUGUCUUGGUUUCUUUGGGGGAGAAGAAGGAGAGGGUGGCAGCCCUGUGCAUGCUGCUGCCCAGACUCUGGACGCCUGUGCUCUCCACCUGCCUCCGGACAAGCUGCUGCCUUGCUUGAUGAGCCAUGUUGAACCAGCCCUUAAGAGUGGGAACCCUCACCAGGUGAAGGGAGCCUAUUUAGCUCUGGCCAUGGUGGCAGAGGGCUGUGCUGACACCCUGCGUCACAAACACCUCCACCCUCUCCUGCAGUGCAUCUGUCAUGGCAUCACCAGUGAGAACCAAUUGGUGCGUAAUAGUGCAUUGUUUGCCUUGGGUCAGUUUGCCGAGCACCUGCAGCCUGACAUCAGCAAGUAUCAUGCUGAAUUGCUUCCUGUUCUUUUUGACUACUUAACUCAGAUUUGUGUGGUUGUGGGCAAUGGAGGGAGUGACCCGCCCGGUGUAGACCGUAUGUUUUAUGCUCUAGAAGUGUUUUGUGAGAACCUAGAAGGGGAGCUUUUGCCUCACCUGCCGGCCCUCAUGGAACGCCUCUUUGCUGUGUUGGCAGCUCCCACCUCAGUGCACAUGAAGGAGCUGUCCAUCAGUGCCAUAGGGGCCACUGCUAAUGCUGCCAAGGAACACAUGUCGCCGUACUUCCAACAAAUAGUGGAGAUGCUCAAAGGUUAUCUCACAGUUGACCAAGCUGAUGAAACCAUGAGCCUUCAGGUCCAGUCAUUAGAUACACUCGGUCAGUUGGCCAGAUGCAUGGGUGUUGAGAAUUUUCUAGUCUAUGCACCAGACUGUGUGAGCUUAGGGUUGGGGCUCAUGGAACGUAAGGAUGACCCAGAUGUUCGCAAGACAUGCUACUUGUUGUUUGCAUCUCUAGCAUCUGUCAUGAAAGGGGACAUGGCAAUGCACCUUCCGAAGAUCAUGGAGCGCAUGAUGCUGUCUCUAAGAAGCACUGAUGGAGUUGUAACCCACUUCAAAGAUGAUGAAGGAGGCCUACCAACCACCAUUGAAGGAUUAAGUGAAUCAGAGGAGGAGGAAGAUGGAGAAGUGGACUUACUAGCCAACGAAGAAACUGAAGAUGAAGAUGUAGCGGGAUAUUCUGUUGAAAAUGCCUUCUUGGAGGAGAAAGAAGACACCUGUGUUGCCCUCCGAGAGUUGUCUUUGCAUUGCGGGGAUGCUUUUCUGCCCUACAUGGAUAAGAGUGGAGAGGAAGUUUACAAAAUGCUCAACUACCCUAAUGAGGAUGUUAGACAAGCUGCUGUUGGUGCUAUGGCUCAAUUUGUGAUCAGUCUUUCCAAGAGUUCUGCUCCUGAGGCUGCUGAAGGUUUCAAGAAAUGGAUACAAGUAUUUAUUCCCAAGCUGUCCGAGUUGAUUCGCACAGAUGAAGAGCGGUCAGUUGUAAUGGCCUGUUUAGAAGCCUACGCUGAGGUGCUGAAGGAGGUGGGCGCUCCAGUGCUUGUGCCUCAAGGCCACCUGGAAGCUAUCAUCAACUGUGUCAAAGAUGUCAUGCAAAAGAAGACUAUGUGUCAAGAUAUGGCAGAUGAGGCUGGAAGUGAAGAUGAAGGUGAAGCUGAACAUGAUGAGAUGCUGAUUGAGUAUGCCGGGGAAGUCGUUCCAAGCUUAGGGAAAGCAAUGAACCAGACAGAGUUUGCCACUCAGUUUGCUCAGCUCCUUCCACUUUUUGCAAAUAAAACGAAAACGAGUUGCAGCAUUGCCGAGCGUUCCUUCAGCUUGGGAACACUGGCAGAGUCUGUCGAGGCUCUGGGGACUGUCAGUGGCCAGUUUGUGCCUCAGCUGCUGCCACUGUUCAUGCAGGGGGCUUGUGACGAGGAUGAUGAAGUUCGCUCCAAUGCCAUUUACGGCCUUGGAGUCCUUGGUCAGCAUGGAGGAGAGGCCAUCCUGAGCCAUUACAAUGCCAUCUUAGCCGUGUUGUCAAGAGCCCUCAGUAAGGAAUCCUUUCCCCGUGCCUUGGACAAUAUUUGUGGAGCAGUUUCCAGACUCAUUACUGCAAAUCCAACUAAUGUGCCUUUGGAGCAGGUGUUUCCCGUUGUUCUUGGAUGUUUACCAUUGCGAGAAGACUUUGAAGAAAAUUCAACUGUCUUUGAGUGUUUCCUGAAGUUGUAUCGCGGACAGCACUCAAUUCUUGCUCAGAACUUGGUCCCUGUCCUGCGUCUGGCUGCCCUUGUGUACUCUACUAAGCAAGCAGAUGAAAAAACCAACAAGUUGAUUCAAGAAUUGGUCGGCAGUGCAAGUCAGGAUUUCUCUGAACAGUUUAAUUCCUUGAUGCAGAGCUUGGAACCCGAGAUUGUGGCACGGCUACAAGCCGCCCUGGCAGCGGCACCCCCGCCAGCAUCACCUGCUUCAUAGUGCUGCAUGGUAUUUUUAAUAAUUUAAAGGACAUUUUAUUAUGCAUUUUUGGAAAUCUACAUAUACUGUUAGAUUUAACCUGCAGCUACUAGAUUUUCUUAUCUUUUUUCCAUUGAUGUGCUUUAAGUACUUAGUGCAGUAUUGGUACUUUAAUGUCUACAGAAUGCUUCAGGUAGUGCCUUCAUCAGUUAGGUAUGGUUGAUUAUCUUUUAUAUUAAACAUGAUUUGUGGCAUAAGAUUCUUCAUGACAAGAGAGAGUGCUGAUACAAUAUUUCCAAACACUGGUUUGUGCUGUCACCACCUGUUGAGGUCUGCCUUAAAUUAAAGGGCACACACCUACCAGUGUUACAAAGUAGAAGUUGACAAAAGGGAUGAGAAGUGACAGCAAUAAAUCUUUUUAACUGACUAUGUCAGGCUAGCUGUAUGCAUAAAACCCUUGAUACAGCAAAGUGAAUGGUGGGAACACAAUAUCUGAAAAUUCAUUAUAGCAGAAGACUUACAUAUGUCACCAUAGAUGGUUAAUAUAAGGGAGAUGGUCAGUAUCUGUCCCAGCAGAAUGAGGUCACUAGUAUCUCAUCCACCUCCAUCAGCUCAAACUUAAGUCAUGCAUGAAGUCCACUCACAAAUGGACCAAAGAGGAAUGCAGCUCCUGCCUUACAGAAAAUCUAUCCACAACAGGAGGGUUCUGCUACAUAAGCAUUUGUUAUACAAGUGAUGCAUGAUUCAAGGAAAGUAAAUUUAUGACUCAUUUUACGAAUCAUCCCAAAAUAAAAUUAAAAGGUGCAGAAAAUUAUGGGUGGCUGUGCAGGCCACAUGAGAUGCCAAAUACAGGUAAACCUCUUUAUGAAUGUUCACACAACGAAAAUUUGUUUUACUGGACAUCGCACUUUACUACCCUUCACUCACUUGACUUCACCCCGCCCUUCUAGUGAUUACCGGCUGUUUGUAUAUUUAAGGACCGUGGGCCUGCCAUAAGCUUCCCAAAAGCAUACAAGAAAACUGUCCUUUUUUCCUAUGGGAAAAAAAUAGGUUUUUUAUUUGACAAUUUUGUCAGUUAAUCACUUUCUAUGGAAUGCAACCCUGUCAGACAAGCAUGGGUAUCCUGUACUGUCUUGAGUGGAGUGUCUGGUAUCUUGCUCUAAGUGCGUGUGUCGGGGAGGUUGGGUGGAUAGGGAAGGAUAGGUGGUUCAAGUGGGGUGUGCCUCGUGCCUAUGAUCGGGUACUGGGCAGGGGUGGGGAGAAGGAAGGUGAGGGGAGCGUGCUUAGUUUUAACUUUCGAUCCAGCUCCACCAUCCACUUAAGGGAACAACUGGAGCAUCAGAAGGGGCUUGAUUAUUUCUGGCUGGGCCAAAUAAAUGAAUAGCUGGGCUUACUGAACUAUAAGUGACUGGAUUACUGGAUUUUUACUAUGUAAAAGUUAAAUAAAUGAUUACUUAGUUUUGAAACUAGAAGCACUUAACAGACUACAACACUGUUUUGCUGUUGCUACAAAACUUGGCAAUCUGUCAAUAUGAAAAGUACAUCGAGCAUAUGCAAAGGGCAAUGGAACUGUGUCCAUUUGUUUCCCACCUUCUGCUGACUGGAGUACUACUCUUGGAUGAUUAUUAUUAUUAUAACCAUCACUAUCAUUUCUCUAGUACUAUUUUUUGUUAGGUCCUUAUAUCAAGAGGUUUUGGACGACUUGCUUAGCAGGAUCAUUUGAACCCUAAUUGAAGAAAAGUCUGUUACAUCACUGUGUGCACAUACACAAAAUUAUGUAACUGCAGGAAUAUGCUUCACUCGCUCUGCAUUUUCUUUUUCUUUAUGUAGUCGGUGAUAAUUAUUGCUCCAUAAAAAUUUUAGAAUGACAUGGCACUUGUCCCGAUAGCCUACUGCCAGUCCUUAUCCGAGAUGCGGGACUCACAUAGCACAUGACAUGGCCAGACAGGAAUGGUCAGGUGCUUUAUCUGAGCAGAGUUUGCUUUAUGAAAUACAUUUCAAUAGACUUAAAGGGUUUGUUAUAUUUGUACACUCUGUUAAAGUUAGUUAUAUCAAGGGUUUAAUAUGCUUCAAAAUAAGUCAGCUCAUUGUACAUAGGUAUGCAAUCAAAGGUGCUGUUAGCCUACUCUCUUUGGAGUGGGGUAAGCAGGUAUGGGGCAGAACUUUAUUACAGUUAUCACAUCAGUGCUUAUCAAAAUUUAUUGCAUUGCAAUUUACAUGACAGUCAAGAUAUUGAGUCCAGAACUGUAAUUGUUAUUAAAGAAAUUUUAAAUGUGAAUGAAUUUGGCAUCAUACCCAUGAUUCUGCUAUUCAUUAUUUCUUACCAACUACCAUUUUUAAGCGGUUAAUUUAACAGGUGGCUUAAGAGCUUUGAGGUAUUUUGUAACUAUUGUGUUAUUACUUAUUAAUUAUACAUAUUUGCCCUGACAUACUCAAAUGUGAAAAUUUUGUAGUCAUUUGAAUCUAAUUGGUAGGUAGUCAAGUCAAUUUAAGGAAUAAGGAACACCGGUAUAAGGAAUACUCAAGGGUCUAGCGGGACAUUACACUGAGGAGUAACUAAAUUUGCAGGGCCAGGUAAACCAGUUGAGUAUAUUAUUGUUUUAGGAAUUGCUUUAUAUGUUAUCAACAAAUAUUCCUUAUUCAGUGGUUAUUGCUUUCAUAUUAUAGUAUCCUAGUUUUAAGGGAUUCAUAACGAGAUAUGCAGACAGACUUCUUUGUAGCAUUAGUGAAAUUUCAUUCCCUUUUCCAUGUACGAGUAAGUCAGUCAUAGACAAAUGGAACUUUAAUUAUUAUUAAGUUAAGGCUAGUCUCAUUCAUGACAUUAGUCCCUAAAUAUUCUAAGUAUUAAUAUGAAGCAGUAUUGGUGUGAAAGUUGAUAAAAAAAUAUUUAAAAUUAUAUCUACCAUAUUAAUUGUAGAAUACUAAUAAAGUAAAGAGCCAAAUUACCUUUCCAAAAUUUCAAGAUGCUGUAAUGUUGUGAAGUCACUUCAUUAGGGAUCUUUAGGAGGAACCUUAACUCCGUUUGUUGCUUGAUCAAAUAUCUGCAUGCUCAUCAUGUGAGGGAAAUUUACAGAUAAAUGCAUGAAGGAUAAUCUCUUAGUACUAGAAUUAUCAUUUUUCAGUAAAUAAUGUAUUGAGUCAUAAUGAAUGGAAAUCAAUUAUGGGAAUCUUCAUUAUAUACUUUGGGAAUCUUCAUUAUAUACUUUCAUUAAAUGUUUUUACUCUUUUAUAGUUUUAGUUUUAUAGCUAUCUAAAAUGGUCUUUUUAUUUAUUUUAUUUUUUUGUUUUUUCUGCCCUCAAACACAGGCUUUGAGAAUAUAUAUUGCUUGCUAUUUCACUGCAGCACGAGAGGCAACUCAGAGGGAUGUAGAUCUAUCUUAUAAAAGGUUGAGCCAGGAACUAGACUCCUCAAAAAUAGUUUAAUCUAAAGCCUUUGUAAAAAAUGGUCACAUGGCAUAAUUUGGCUUUACUCUACCUGUAUACGACAGAAAUGGAAUCUCAUAACACAAUAAACCCUCAGAUAUUCACAUGGUAGCUCAGAACACUUGUGUAAGCAGCAAAGAAUGUGUCCAUGAGAACUAUAAGCUAUAAACUAAACUGAAAACUACAAAACUAAUUGUGGUACUGAUGGUAACGCUGAGAGGCAACUAGCUAGACAUGCCAACACACUGCAAAAGUCAGGAUCUUUCAUAAUUAGUGGCCGCAUGGCUGAGUUGUCCGCUGCUUAUCGAGAAUGUGAUGGUGCAAUAGGAAGUGUAUAUAACAUGAAAUAUGUGUCCAAGACACUCUUUUAAAAUUGAAGUCCUAUUUAAGUGAAACAUCAGUUUGUUAUUGGAUACUUAAUUCUAAAUAUACAUUAAAAAUGACUAACAAAAAUGUGAGGAUAGAGACUCCAAAAGGCUUUGUGACCAUCCUGAUGUGUUUAUGGCAAGAUCUAGUUGAAGGGGGCUAUAGUUCCUAACCUCAUCCUUCUGUAUAUUAGGAGCUACAUCUUUUAACCCAUUUUUUAUGACAUGACACAUACCUGCACUUUUAAUUCUUAUGUCAUGUAAGAGAAUUAUCUUUGGCCUGAUUUUGUAGUAUCACAUCCACUUCAAGGAUUCCCACUUCUUAAUUGCACAUUUUAGCACUGAACUUCUCGGUUCUUGAGCUACUGUUGUUCUCUCUAGCAGCUGCUAUUUCAGCAUUAACGAUUUAAAGUGUUCUGUUGAACUAUGUGUUGUCAUGUAUCACCGUAGCCCAUUGAUAUUAUUGUCCAGUGCUAUUCUGUUUUCCAUGGUUUACAAAUAGCUACACACCUAUAUAUAGCUGCAAUCAGUGUACUUUUAUGUGGUGAUGGAUCUCAAAUGUAGUUAUGAGUAUUUAAUUUGUGCAAUCUUUGCUUAACUAAGUUUAUAUAUAUAUAUAUAACUUUAUAUUAAAUGUACCAAUAGUAGGUAUAUACCAAGGGUGUGCUAAACGGAAAACGUCCAUCGAACUACCAAUGUCUGGUCCUGAGGUUAUUCAGUGAGUUUAUUCAAUAAAUAUAUGAAAGAUUCUUUCACUGGAAGUAAAAAUUAAACUCCGAACAACUGAAAACAGUGACAUUGGACAGCACUUCAAGAAUCUAGAUAUUUUUUUGUACUUCAUCAUUGACAAGUAUGGUAAAACUGCUGUAUAAAGCAUACAUGUAAAGCAUUUGAGUUUUUAUCUUAAUCACAAAAUCUGUUGGUGGGGUUCAAAAUAAUCACCAGUUGUGUUGAAUUCUUUCUUGUAUACUGCUGCCUAAGAAGUGUUUAAGAAUUUUGAUAUGUAGCUCUCAAGAAAGCAUUAUUAUUAAAAAAAACAUUAAUUAUUAGUAGAAAUGUUAUUUGUAAACAUGCAAUGCCAGUCAGAACGUUCAAAGUUCCAAAGUUGAUACCUUUUCUUUUAUCACUUCUGAUACCCAGCAAGUAGGUCAUAUCUGAAUAUAUAUAAAUGUGCAAUGUGUACUGUACUAUGCAGUAGAGUUAUAUCCUUUUUUAGGGAGGGUUGCUGCUGCCAUUGGUUUAAUAACUUAAUUUCAAGCUAUUAUGCAUUUCGGAAAUGAAAUAGAAUGAUGGUGUCCAAACAGGAAUUAAGGCUACAACUCGUGCUAGCACACUGAUAGCAGCAGUGGAGUGUGUUUAAGAAAAGGGAGGCUUGGAGGAGCCCUGCUUACCACUUUCUUUGGGACUGGUAUUAAUUGCUAAUGAAAAUUUUAUUACAAUGUUUGCCAAUUGUAGGUAAAUAAUGCUACAGAUUUGUGCUGUCCAUUUGGUAGAUGCAGCAGUACUAUGUACUUUUAUUUUUUCUUAGGGGGUCCAUUUAUACCAGAUAAUAAGGUUGUUAUAGUUUGAAACAAAUUUGCUCCACCAUUUAUACAUUAUUUUUCAUAAUUCAAGAAAUGAAUAAUUGUUUCAACUUCUGAACAUCUAGUCUGCCUGGUAUCUAGUGUGUAACAUGAAAAUACCUAAUGAAAAGUUUCCAGAUCGGAGCAGUUAAUAAGUAUAGGGUUUUUACAUAUUAAUUAGAAUGUGAAAAGCAAAUAAGAUAUUUUUAUAUGUCUGAAAGUGCCUUGUAUGAUUAAAAAGAAACAGUCAGCCAAGUAUAUUACUUUAAGAAUGCUUAAGAAAUAAAAGUCUUGCUGGUGCA
Eriocheir sinensis (Chinese mitten crab) is the source of this 8975-nucleotide messenger RNA. Its product is annotated as importin-4-like. The transcript is spliced from 20 exons. Gene Ontology annotation, molecular function: small GTPase binding; nuclear import signal receptor activity. Bases 12 to 3344 code for a protein of 1110 amino acids. Gene Ontology annotation, biological process: protein import into nucleus. Lineage: Eukaryota; Metazoa; Arthropoda; Malacostraca; Decapoda; Varunidae. Gene Ontology annotation, cellular component: nucleus; cytoplasm. The record is from RefSeq and is a predicted model, not a curated record.